Molecule: messenger RNA, 3690 nt
Organism: Malaclemys terrapin pileata
Lineage: Eukaryota; Metazoa; Chordata; Testudines; Emydidae
Product: gasdermin-A-like
Exons: 11
Coding region: 546-1949 (467 amino acids)
Biological process (GO): pyroptotic inflammatory response; defense response to bacterium
Molecular function (GO): phosphatidylinositol-4,5-bisphosphate binding; phosphatidylinositol-4-phosphate binding; phosphatidylserine binding
Source: RefSeq, a predicted model, not a curated record
GCAUGCUGCUGGGGCCUGGAGUUGCUGUAGAUGACACCCUAAAGUGGCAUUGUAGAACUCUGGAGGAGGCACUUUGUCCAAAUCCACUGUACAGCCUCUGGGCCUGACAUAGGACGAGCAAUGCCAAACAGGAGUUUGCUGCAAGUACAGAAAGUUUGCCAAAAUGCUGAGAUGGAAAAAAACAACGAGAAGCUGCUUGGAGGCAGAACUAGAAACAAGCACACACUUCCCAUACAUCACAGGAAGUAGAGAGGAAUCGGGGGAUUUUUACUUCAACUGCUGAAAAAAUGAAACUAUACGAGGCCAUGCUGAGAUGACGAAACAUAGCUGAUUGCAGCACUAACAAACAGUUCUGCCAAGUUUGUUUCUAAGAUGAGACACCACUGAAGGACAAGAAACACACAAGGGGUCGGUAUGUUGCUGUGGGAGUGAGUUUUACAGUAAGAGAGGCGCAGGCACACAGGCUGCCUGUUAACUACUGCUGAGACCCUCCUUUCUUCCAGUCUUCAGACAGCGUGUUCAAGGUACAUCAGGCUGCAGACAGGAUGUUUCACAAGGCAACCAAAGACCUGGUAAAGCAGGUGGCUCCAGAUGGAGAUCUGCUCCCAGUUAGCAGCCUUAUUGACCAAGAUCACUUCAGACCCCUAUACCUUGUUCGAAAGAAACCAAAAAAGGUAUUCUGGAUGACUCGUCACUGCUACUACAAAACAGGAGUUCAGCUCAGUGCCAUUCUGGUACCUGGACAGGACAGCAGAAAUCUAGAUAUCCAGGAUUCACACUCAUUCACUGUCGAGGACUGCACUGAUGGCAGAGUAAAGUGGACUAUUAAGCUGCCUGAAGACUUUGUGAGUACGGAAAUGACGCUAGAUGCUGGCAGCUACCAAGUGAAGUCCAUCAAGGUGAAAAGAGCAGAGGUCAGCCCAGCAGAUCUCGAGUUUCUACAAGGAGAAAGGAAAAUCAACAUGGACCAUUCCAUCAUUAAGGAUUUACGGAAGCGCAGAGAGAACUUGUAUGUGAUCAACGAGGCUGUACAGGCUUUGGAGGAGAGCACAUUAUACAAGGCCAACACUAUGGAAGGCAACAUUCUGAAUGACAUCUGUGUCCAUUUUUCAUUAAAGGGCACCAGAGGCAGCAAGCGUGUCAUAAUUAUCCCUAAGGACUGUGUCCUAGCGUUCAGAAUCAAGCCGCUAAUUAUUCAAAGUGAAUCAUGGGGCAUUUCCCAUCAUCCGGAUGAUGAAACAUUUGUUGCAGACGGUAAACAGAACAUUUUGCCAUCUUCAUUUGUGUUAAUUCUCUCUCUAAAGCGUGCAACAGCGAAAUCUAAGUACUCCCCAGAUGGAGGAAUGGAAGGCCUGCAGAGCGACGUUGAAAAAGAAUGUGCAGAGCUCUCACAGUUGUCCACAGAUCUGCGUGCCAAGUUCUUAAAAUCAAUCAUAGCCGUGAUAAUAAACAGCGACCUCUUGCAAGAACUCACACUCCAGCUAGAAGAGGCUUUUGAAGAUGCUGAUAAAUGUGAGCUAAAGAGUGAGAAUCCAGACUUGGAAGACUUGCUAAACAAUUUACAGGAUUCUGCAGGAAGCAUACAUCUUUACCUUGUUGGGCCAGUUCUCUACACUCUACACGCACUUGGUGAGCUAACUGAGGAUCAGUUACUGCGGCUGGCACAGUCUGUGCAGAAGCAGAUUGUAUCCGAACAGCUUGAGCUGGUCAAGAGCAUCUUGAAGCAAGAUUUCCACCUGAAAGACGCUUUCAGCCUGGAUGCCAAGCUGGUCUCCUCCCUGCAAGAGGAGGAACUGAACAUAACCAAGGCAAUGAUAGAGCUGGGUGGAGUAACACUGCAGAGAAAUGGACCUUCUUUCACUGGGACUGGAGACCUGGCUGCUUUCUCAGCCCUCAGUGCAUUGUAUGUAGCCUUGUAUGCUUUACAUCUUCUGUCUAGAUCAGAGUAGAUAGGACACCUUUCCUCACAUUAGAAGGGAUGUCAAUAAAAAGACUGAAAAAAUAUUUCCUGAGGUUGAUUAUGGGAAGUGAGUUUUUCUCUACAAAAAGUAUCCCCAAUUUUAUACACAUCCACACACUGUAGCAACCUCACUUUGAUCUGGAUGAGACUCUCUUCAUAUCUCCUCAACGCUGCUUCUAGAUCCGUAGGUGGGAGAAGGGGAUUGUUGCAAGUUGCCUGGCAGCCAAAGGAAGCGAGAAACCAGAACCAAGAAUUAAAACAGGUUCUCUCACGAGAACCCAUGGCCCAGGAUGUCAUGAGCUUACCUGCCAUAUUUUGGCAGAACCGGCCAAUGGGAGCUGGGGGGGGGUGUCUGCAGGCAAGAGGAGCUGGAGCUGCUGCUGGCCGCUUCAGGCGCAGCACGGUCCGCAGUGCCAGGACGGGCGGGAAACCUGUCUCUGGCACCCUGGCUGCGCCGCUGACUGGGAGUCGCUGGAGGUAAGUCCGUGCCCCAACCCCAAUGUUACAUUGCAUAUGGAAACAUCAGGGGGCACAACUGCCUAGAGAACAGCCACUAAUUAUAACCUAUAAGUAAUGUAGUAAGCCCUCCCCCCUACUCUACUAGACAGCCUGGACCCAACCUUCUCAGGCCCACUGUAAUGGGAAGUCUGGAACACUAAUUGGAAUAGGCAUGGUAUGCCCAUACGAGAGAAGGUGCAGGGCACAGUACUACACAAGGGGCAGAUGGAAUAUCAACACCUUCCAUCUUGAUUCCUGGCCCUAUCAGGAAGUGUGUUGCCAUAUGUCCUAUGCUUUUCCAGGGAUACCUGGGCAGGAGGAUCCCAAAAGAAAAGGAAUGAAAAAAGGGGAGGUGGAGUGUUAGGAUAUAGAUAUUCAGGCCUAUCUGUAAACGCCUAUACUUUAAGAAUGUAGGUAUAUGUUUAUCACUUAGCUAGUUAUAGAGGUAUAAAAGAAUCAAAAUCACUGUCUGCCGGUGUCAGGGCCUUUUCUCACUGUGACAGUCUGAGGCCCUGUUCUUAAGCUAAGGCCUUUGGCUAAGCAGUGGGAGCAGCCAUAAACUGGAAAGCGUCAUGUCGUCACACAUUUCAAAUUAGUCAUAUUGAACUCAGGCAAUCUGGGGCUGUAAGAAAGGGGAUCCGAUCCAUCACUGCAGAGAAAGGGAAGAGCCUAGAAGAUGUAAAAGGAAAUUUAGUUUGAUAGUUUUCUGUUUGGUAAGAAGUCACUAACCAAUAGACAUAGUUGGGAAACCCUUAUGCCUUUAAAAAGCAGCAAAGAGUCCUGUGGCACCUUAUACACUAACAGAUGUAUUGGAGCAUAAGCUUUCGUGGGUGAAUAUCCACUUCAUCAGACGCAUGCCUUGAUAGAUGUAGUUGUGAAAUCCUCAUUUCUGUAUUGUUUUGUCAUUAUAGUUCCCACUUUGCUAUUGUUUAUUUGCAUGGUCUCGGUCUGGUUCUGUGAUUGUUUCUGUCUGCUGUAUAAUUAAUUUGGCUGGGUGUAAAACGGAUUAAGGUGGUGGGAUAUACUUGGUUAGCUAAUCAUGUUACAAUAGGUUAGGAUUGGUUAGGUAAAUUUCAGUAAAAUGAUUGGUUAAGGUAUAGCUGAAAAUAUUACUAUAUAAAUUAGGGGCAAACAGGAAGUAAAUGGGGAUUUGAAAAUAAGGGAAAAGGAACUUGGAUUUAAGCUUGCUGGAAGUUCACCCCAAUAAACAUCAAAUUGUUUGCACCUUCGGA